Molecule: messenger RNA, 1996 nt
Organism: Setaria italica (foxtail millet)
Lineage: Eukaryota; Viridiplantae; Streptophyta; Magnoliopsida; Poales; Poaceae
Product: beta-sesquiphellandrene synthase
Exons: 7
Coding region: 103-1659 (518 amino acids)
Biological process (GO): diterpenoid biosynthetic process
Molecular function (GO): terpene synthase activity; magnesium ion binding
Source: RefSeq, a predicted model, not a curated record
AUCAUUCUCAAGCCAUCCAUUUCCCUCGAGCUCUGGAGAUCGACCUACCAUCCAGUGCUGACACACUAUCGCAAAUUAAACUGUCCCAGCCGAGCCGUUGCAAUGGCCAUCUGCAGCGCCGCCGCCACCGCUCCGGCGACGCAGUCGGCGGCGGAGCAGGACUGUCGCCGGCAGUACGCCCCCAGCGUGUGGGGCGACUUCUUCAUCUCCUACGAGCCGUGCACGACGGAGGAGCUCCUGUCCAUGCAGGAGAAGGCGCGCGCCUUGAAGGAGGAGGUGAGGCGGAUCGUGCUCGCCGCCUCCAACGACGACGACCUGGUGCGGAAGCUGGAGCUCGUCGACGCUCUGCAGCGGCUCGGAGUGGAUUACCACUUCAAGAAGGAGAUCGAUGACUUGCUGCUUGCUGUUUACGGCGACGAGGAUGGAGGAUCUAACGACCUCUACGUCGCCUCCCUGAGGUUCUAUCUGCUCAGGAAGCAUGGGUACACCGUCAGUUCCGAUGUGUUUCUCAAGUUCAGAGAUGAGCAAGGACACAUUUCGAGCGACGAUGUCGGCACCUUGACGACGCUGUACGAUGCCGCGCAUAUGAGGGUGCAUGGGGAGGACAUACUCGACAACAUCAUCGCCUUCAAUAAGAGCCGUCUCCAGUCUCUGCUGAUGAAAGCAAAUUUGGAUCCAGCUCUACUAGAGGAGGUAAGGGUGACAUUGGAGACAACUCGAUUCAGGAGGGUCGAGAGAGUGGAAGCGAGGCGCUUCAUCUCGGUGUACGAGAAGAAGGCGAUGCGAGAUGAUACCAUACUGGAGUUUGCAAAGCUCGACUACAACAUCGUCCAAGUUGUCUACGGCAACGAGUUGAAAGAACUUACGAUAUGGUGGAAGGAUCUCCGAUCACGGGUAGAUCUGACCUUUUCAAGGGAUAGAUUGGUGGAGAUGCAUUUUUGCAUGAUGGGGAUUGUUUAUGAGCCUUAUUACUCAUAUGCACGGAUAAUGCUUACAAAGCAGGUCCUGUUUCUGGUGUUGUUGGAUGACAUCUAUGACAACUAUAGCAGCACAGAGGAGAGCAACAUGUUUACCUCGGCCCUAGAGAGGUGGGAUGAAAAGGCAGCGGAACAAAUCCCAGAAUACCUGAGGCCCUUCUUCACAAAUGUGAUUCGCUGUACCGAUAAGGUCAUAGGGGAGUUAAAACUUCAGAAUAACAAGCAUGCCGAGGUGGUAAAAGAAAUGGCACUUCACGUUACCAAAUCCUACCACGCUGAGGUCACAUGGCGUGAUGAACACUACGUGCCUGCCGAUGUUGACGAGCAUCUGCAGAUCUCGUUGGGAAGCGUUACAGCUAUGCAAGUCGUCGUCCUGACCUUCGUUUCUCUUGGAGAUGUGACUAGUAGGGAGGCGAUUGACUGGGCUUUGACCUAUCCGAAAAUCGUCAGGGGUGUCACUGUCAUCGCACGUAUCAUGAACGACAUUAUGUCACAUGAGCGAGAACAAGCUUCGGACCAUAUGACAUCCACGGUGCAAACUUGCAUGAAGCAGUACGGGGUCACAGUUGAGGAAGCUAUUGAAAAGCUCAAGGUAAGAUUGGAGAGAGCGUGGAUGGACAUGGUCCAAGGGUGCCUUGACCAGAAAUAUCCCAUGGUGCUUUUGGAAAAGGUCACGAGCUGAGGUGUUCUAGCUGCCAAGAGAUGAGCUUGCGGACCUGCCCGGCCGUGGCCGGGGACGCGAUGGCGGAGGAGCUGCUCGAGCGGGCUGGUGCCCCCGGCGCUGGCCGCGGCGCGCGCGGCGGCUGGUGGAAGGCCAUCGCAGUAAGGCUGCGACAUUUUUGUAAGCGGGAGCGGGCUAUUUUUUUUCCAAUAGGCUGACAAAAAUGUAGCAAAAAAAGAUUUAGCGCUAGGGUUCAAAUCCAGACCUUGGGGAUAGGACAUGCGCGUCCUAACUAGCUGAAUCGCAGUGUGAUUGUUGCAUGCUCCUUGGAAUAAUUAUACUUGUUUCAUUCCAAACA